Messenger RNA from Cercopithifilaria johnstoni, 990 nucleotides. The record is from the annotation of a GenBank genome assembly. NCBI's taxonomy places the organism in Eukaryota, Metazoa, Nematoda, Chromadorea, Rhabditida, Onchocercidae.
AUGACAGAAUCGGAAGAGGAAAAGAGCGACGAUGAAAUGGAUCAGGCUUUCCGAAUAUUAGAUCCAGAUUUUCUGGAUAGAACUGCUUGUCUUCCACCAGAUAUGCAUAAUGAUUGGAUCAGUGUACUUGCUGCCGAAAAUAAUCGGCGAAUUAGUGAUGCGAAUGAAUGGAAUCAUGUGUUUCAUACAUCUCGUUCCGCUGAAUAUAUUUUUACCGCUUGUACAAGACUUCGUCUACCACAAGAAGUGAAAUACAGUGCAUUGUUAAUAUUUGACAAUUUUAUGGUACAGUUAGUUAGUCGCUUGCAUGAAAGUAUAUACAACUCGAAACGAUCCGAUCGGAAGAAAUAUCAAGAAUGGAAUCGUAUUGAAGCGACAUUAUCGCGUCAAACGACAUUACGAAUGCUUUCCGCAAUUCAAAUUGCCUCCAAAAUGCACAGCUACCAUGACAGUUUGUCAAUCCAAACUGUAACGUUAUGUCUGAAAACGUUGGGAUUUGCUUAUACGGAAGAAUCUGUUGUACGAUCCGAAUUACGCGUUUUAUCAAUGAUCAAUUGGGAACCUGCGUAUCAUUGCACCCCACUCGUUUAUAUCGAGUCGCUAUUUAAAAUUCUUAAGAUGAAAUGGGAACAAGAUGUUGAAACAUGUAACUAUUGGCAGUAUAUCCUGUUAGUGCUGGAUUGUGUUUUCAUUCACUGGGACGAUGUAUACAAACGGAUGAUGGCCAAUGUAAUGGGUCCAUCGGCAUACAUUGUUACACGUGAACAAAUGUGCCGCGUGCAAGCGGACUGGUUCUUAUUGGCCUGUGGAGUAAUCGUGACUGCAUCUUGCUGUGUAGACGGAAUGCAGGCUGCUGAUGAAAUCACAAAUGAACUGCAUCGAUUAAGCAAUAUUCCACUAGCUGAUAUAACGGACAUGAGCGUCGCGAUAAUCGAAUGCAUCAUUAGCCAACAAGGAUCUACUGUUACCACCAGCAACAUUCAAAUUUGA